UGGCGCGCUGCAUUUGAGAAUGUUUUGUGUUCACAAUGUCCAAAAGACAGCUUGCAGACAAAGGUUCAGCAGAAAAUAAUGUACUUGCUAAACGAAUUUGUGUCGAGAAUAAUAAACCAACCGCAGGCGGUGCCGGGUACAUGGAAAUGAGCGAGAGUAUUUUUUGGCCUGACAAUGAUGCCAGUUUCUUUUCAAAUGCCAAGUUGGAAGAAUUGUUUAGCGGACAAAACAAUGUGGUAUCUGCACCUUUCACUAGUCAAACCAGUAAUAAGUUCCAUCAGAGCCAGUCUGAUGACAGUCUCUUUGGUGAUAUUUCAUUGCCCAGCACCGGAGAAACGGCGCCGGCAGCGCCAAAGACUGAACUUUCCCAGAACAGUGCAAAAGAGCAGAAUUUUAAAGAGAUCAAUCUCAAUGACUUGACUGUAGCUGAAAUGGAGGAUAUUUUUAAUGGCGGUGAUGAUUAUAGCGAUCCCGUUGUACAAAAUACACAACUUUUUAUGGAUGCAGUGGCUUUUAAAGUGCCCAAAUCCCCAGAGAGACCACCAAUGCCUGCUACUCAACCCAAAGAGGACUCCAUGUCAAUGUCCUUUAUAUCCAAGUCCAUUUUGGAUGGUAUUGUGCAGGGCACACAGUAUGCAACAUAUGAAGCUCUACAGAAUCGAUCCGUGAUACAGGCGCAUCAAGACCUUGCGACUCUGGAUCAAUUGGACUGGCAGACGCAGGCUUUUGCCGAAUUCGAAACCUCCAAGGAAGCGCACAACAACGGCUUUCCUAGUAAGGGCGAUUUUUAUGGACUACCAGAUAAGGUGAAAAAAUUAAUAUUUGAGCACAAGGGCAUCAAAAGUUUAUAUGAAUGGCAGGAUGAGUGUUUGAAUCUGCCUGCCAUACAUAAGCGUAAGAACCUUAUUUAUGCUUUGCCGACUAGCGGUGGCAAGACCUUGGUUGCCGAAAUUCUAAUGUUGCGAGAGUUGCUUUGCCGAGAACGCAAUGUUCUCUUCAUAUUGCCAUAUGUGUCCAUAGUACAGGAGAAGGUGAGCGCCAUGUCGCCUUUUGCCAUUGCACUCGAUUUCAUUGUGGAUGAGUAUACGGCGGGCAAGGGCAAAUGCCCGCCUCAGCCACAACGCAAGCGACGCAGCCUCUUUGUUGCAUCUAUUGAGAAAGGCGCCGUGCUCAUGGAUAGUCUGAUUGAUGCACAGAGGCCACAUGAAAUUGGCCUAGUCGUUAUUGAUGAACUGCAUUUGAUUGGCGAACGAGGACGUGGAGCCACGUUGGAGGCUUUCUUAACCAAGGUCAUGUUUUUGAAAGCCAAUAUUCAAAUUGUGGGCAUGAGCGCUACCAUUGGCAAUCUGAAUGAAAUCUCAUCUUUUCUUAAUGCGGAUGUGUAUACGCGAGGCUUUCGUCCGGUGGAGCUUAAAGAGUAUAUUAAAUGUGGACAUGAUUUGCUUGAAAUCAAUUCUGCUGGACAAACACUUGAGGAAAUUUUUGUGCCUAAGCGUAGUGUUAGCUAUAAUUACAGCGCAGCUGUGGAGCGUGCCGAUCCGGAUCAUCUGGCGGGUUUGAUAACCGAAUGUGCACCGGAGCAUUGCUGCCUGGUCUUUUGUCCCACACGUAAGAACUGCGAGAAUGUUGCGCUGCUACUAAGUCGUAUUGUACCUAAACAAAAGUUCUUUGAGCAUCGGCAGAGCGAAAAAGCUGAUCUCAUGAACGCUCUCGAUAAGAUGUGUGGCGUUCUCAGUCCCGUAUUGGCCAAAACAUUGCCUUAUGGCAUUGCCUAUCAUCAUUCUGGCCUUACUACGGACGAGCGCAAAUAUAUAGAAACUGCCUAUCGUUUCGGGGUUAUCACAGUCAUUUGCUGCACUUCCACGCUGGCUGCAGGCGUCAAUCUGCCCGCCAAGCGUGUUAUUAUACGUGCGCCCUAUGUGGGUCAAGAAUUUUUGACGUUGUGCAAGUAUAAGCAAAUGGUAGGACGGGCUGGUCGUGCUGGUCUUGGCGAGGCCGGCGAAAGUAUUCUCAUCACUCAGAGCAAGGAUAAUGCACUGGUGGGACAAAUGCUCUUCUCGCCCAUGGACAAAGCGCUAAGCUCCCUGGAUCAGUUCGAAGCUGUUGGCUUGCAGUCUUUAAUACUAAGCGUUAUUGGGUUGAAUCUUGCUGAUUGUAGACGUGACCUCAAUCGCCUAGUGAACAGUACUUUGCUAGCCGUACAGGCCGCUGCCUUGGAAAUAGCUGUGGAUGAGUUGGUGCUGCGCAUUCUGCGAGAUAUGUUUAAAAACAAGGUGCUGCAACUAAGAGAGAAGACGCCCAAGAGCAAGCCCAACAGCUCGGAUAUUAUGACUACACAAGAUAUUAAUCUGAGCGGUCGUUCGGCACCCGAUCGCCGUCUGCUUAUUAGCCAAUCUACGCGCUUUCAGCUUACCAGCAUUGGACGCGCCGCCUUCAAGGCGGGUAUAGACUACAAACGCACCUUUGUUAUACACAAAGAACUGCAGCUGGCGCAACAGCAGCUCAUCCUAACCAGCUAUGUGCAUCUGUUGUAUUUGGUUGUUUGCUUUAAUUCAAAUGAGCGUGGGGAUGAGCUGAUACCUGCUGAUGCGACCAUACUCUUUCGCGAGUACACCUCACUCUCGGCCCAGACCCAGGCGCUGUUCAAGCAGCUGGGUUUUACGGAAGCGCAUGCCGCCAAGUUAGCCAAGACGCAGUCGGUGCAGGGUCCAUUAGCUCUCCAAUUGAAUCGACUAUACAAAGUGCUCAUUCUAUCUGAUGUGCUCGGCCUACACCCUUUACCCAGCAUCGCCAGCAAGUACAAUGUAGAGCGUGGCACGCUGCAACAACUGAUCAGCCAGAGCUCUGCAGCUGCCAGUGCCAUCGUUCGCUUGUGCGAGCAAAUUGAUGAGUUCUGGUGCUAUAAGCCUCUGUUCGAGCGCAUCAAUCAUAAAAUGGAUCGCUGUGGCACGCUGGAACUGGAGCCGUUGCUUGAGCUGCCUGCUGUUAAGAUUAAUCGCGCCAAGCAGCUUUAUGCCGCAGGCUUGAGAACUAUAGAGGAUGUAGCCAAGAUUCGACCAUUCGAAUUAGUAAAAGCUGUGGAAUUUAUGCCUAUAAAGGUGGCCAACGAAAUUAUAUCAGCUGCCAAGAUAAUUCUAAUGAAGAAGCUGGAUCAUUUGGAGGAGGCAACGGAAGCUCUAAAGAGCUGCCUCUGCACCAGCGAAACGUAAACAAGUUCAAUGUAAAU
This is a messenger RNA of Drosophila hydei, 3226 nucleotides long. RefSeq names its product helicase POLQ-like (gene mus301). Bases 36 to 3209 code for a protein of 1057 amino acids. The transcript is spliced from 7 exons. Gene Ontology annotation, molecular function: ATP binding; nucleic acid binding. NCBI's taxonomy places the organism in Eukaryota, Metazoa, Arthropoda, Insecta, Diptera, Drosophilidae. The record is from RefSeq and is a predicted model, not a curated record.